Molecule: messenger RNA, 5949 nt
Organism: Rubroshorea leprosula
Lineage: Eukaryota; Viridiplantae; Streptophyta; Magnoliopsida; Malvales; Dipterocarpaceae
Source: the annotation of a GenBank genome assembly
AGUUAAAUUUAUGUUAUAUUUUUAAUAAAUAAACCAAAUGAAUAUUAAAAAAUAUACCAAAUCAAAUGUUUAUCCACCAUUUUCCAAAAAUGAAAAAAGAAGUAUUAGAGGGAGUGAUAAAAAGACUGUUGACUUCCGCACCAACCAAAAAAACUCUAGGAGGUUGCCAUAAUCCCUUCCGAGUGCCUCCCCAUCAAGACUGCCGGAUUCUCAAUCCAUCUCAUGAAGCGCAUCCAAAAGGCUCCGGUUUGGGGCAUCUCGCUCAAGCUGCAGGAGCGGGAGCGCGAACGCCGCAAUCCGCCAUCAAGACCGAUGACAUAUGGAGAUAGCUAAGGAGACGAUUGAAAUCCUCUAUGCUUUGGGUAUGAGACUAUGAGUGAACUUCCUGGAUUAGUAAAGGAUGAGAGAGAGAGGUAGAGAGAGAGAAAGAAGAGGUGAACUUAGAACACGGGAAAGGAGGACGACUCAGAGCAGAGAGCAUGGCAGAUCUCCAUGGAGAGAUAAACAGAGAAGGACGACAACAGAUGGAAAGAAUGAAUAUCAGAUUGAUCAGAACCAGCUGCGAAGAAGGAGGCUUGGGGACUCAUAUGAUUGGGGCUUGUAUAAACAAGCAACGCCCUAUUUCUUCACUAAUUUCCCAGAAGAGUGGACACAAGAAGACAUGUGGAGGACCUUUAUGAAGUUUGGGAGGGUUUUCGACAUCUACAGCCCCCCUAGAAGAAGCAGAAACGGUAGUAGAUUCGGAUUUGUAAGAUUCUUGGGGGUGAACGACAGAAAAGAGCUAGAAAGAAAGCUGGACAACAUCUGGAUUGGGGAUCACAAAUUAUGGGUAAACUACCCAAGGUAUAAUGACAUCCAGCAGAAGGGUAGGGAAUUUAAAAUAAGCCACGCUGUGGAGCCACAAGCGCAGAGCAGAACCUACGCAGAAGUGGUGAAGGGACAGCAAACAAGUAGACAUGGAAAAGGGGAAGGAGGUUGGAGCAGGGACGGUUAUGCUAUGGAUAAAGAGCAGGACAGAAAAAUCACCAGUUCAGAAGAUCAGAUAAGGGACAAAAAGAAGGUAUGGGUAGAGAAAGGAAGGAAGGAUACCUGGGCUGGUUUAGAGUACAACUCCAACAAAGAAGAAUCCUCAUGGCUGGAGGGUUGUUAUGUGGGAACGACUCACUCUGUAGAAAUGGUUAGAAACUUGCAGGAAAAAUUUUAUAUGGAAGGAUAUUUUACCUGCAGAGUUCGUGCAAUGGGAGGAAGAUUGGUGCUGAUGGAUUGUGAAGAUAGAGAAGAGUUGAAACACUUGGUAGAAUCGGCAUCAGAAUGGCUGGGUCAGUGGUUCGAAAAGGUGUGUCCCUGGUCUCCAGAGUUGAUAGCGAAAGAAAGAUUCGUUUGGAUUAGAUGCCAAGGAGUGCCAUUGGACGUUUGGGGCCAUGACUUUUUUGCAUCCAUGGGGCGGUCAUGGGGUAAGUUCAUUUGUGUGGAUGAUAGCACAAGCCAAAGAAGGAGGUUUGACAUAGCUAGAUUCCUUAUUUCAACUCCAAUCAUGAAUACAAUCUCAGUGUUGAGAGAAAUCAAAAUCAAUGGGUCCAUGUACAAAAUCAAGUUCUCGGAGGAGGAAUUCACAAAUAGUUUCUUCUCUUUAAAACAGGAUUUUAUUCCUCAUUUUCAAAGCGAAUCGGAGGAACAUGAAUCAUGGUCAUUGGAGAGUGAGUCCGAGGAUUAUGUCUGGGAAAAAGCAAUGGAGAAAGAACAGGGGAUCGGCAGACCGAAGGAACCCGAGCUUGAAGAUGAUGACGUGGAAGGUAGAAGAGGAGAGGUAGGUGAUAAGUCUCAAUCACACGUGCAGGAUGAGGAGGAGACAGUGGAGAAAGUUGCGGACAGCCUGGAGUGUUUUCAAAUUUCAAACGGUAAUCUGGACAAAAAAACAGAGGGGAGAGCAACACAGGAGGCGGGGAAUGAGGAAAGGUCGAGGAGUUCAAAUGAAGAAAGGAAAAAGAGGCCGGGCUUUAAAAAGAAAAUAAAUUUGGGCCAAAGAAGGCAGCCCACACAUUAUGAGAACAGCCCAAUCCAGGCGAGCUCAUCAAGCAUGGGGCCGGGCAUGUGCAGAUCAUAUCAAAUCGAGGGAGCAAAGUCAAUUUCUGUAAACAAAUCAAAAAUUUCGAGAAACAAGGGCUCUGCAACGAGAGGUAGCGAAGAGGAAAAGGAAGAUCUCGGUGGGCAGGGCAAAGCAAGUAAAGAAAACCAGAUGAAGAGGACGAAGUGGUGCAAAGAAGGCUUCCCGCAGCAAAGGAAGAAGAAAAUCCGCCUCUGCAGUUCGGUAUACAUCAAGGCCAGAUCUGUAGAAGAAGGAAUGCAGAGGAGAAAAAACCGAGGGAGGCAAAAUAUGAAAUCAAAGGAGGGGAGGGCAAAGCCGAAGUUCAUAGCAAGCCCAAAUGGUGAAAUUGCAGGAGAUUCGAUUGGAGACAGUGGGAUCCAGAACUGCAAUCGAGCUUUGAGAAAGCAAUUGCAAACCCAGCUAGCGAAGGACAUAUGGGACUUAGCCAAAAGGUUGGGCGCCACAGCGGAGAAUGAUGAGGAGAUAUUGCAAAAAAUUAAUGAAAUGGAGGGUAGAGACAAACGAAGCAAAGAAAACGUAGAGAAGCGAACGGCGGAGGAUGCAAAGAAGGAUGCUGGGCUGAUAGAUUUACCCUUGGUGGGCAGGAAGUACACCUGGCACAGUGCAAAUGGAAAACACAGAAGCAGGAUAGAUAGGUUCUUACUAUCAGACGAAUGGCUGAAGAAUUGGAGCGAUAUAAAACAGUGGGGUUUGGGAAGAACAGUUUCCGACCAUUGCCCCUUAUUACUAAAGAAUGAAAAGGUUGAUUGGGGGCCAAAACCUUUUAAAUUCUUUGACGCUUGGCUAGAAUAUCCUGAGUGCAAACAGUUGAUAAGUCAAGUGUGGAAAUCAGAGGCAGUGAGUGGAUGGAUGGGAUUCAGACUCAAAGAGAAACUGAAAAAAACCAAAAAAGCCCUGAAGGAAUGGAGUGCAAAUCACAUGACGGAUGUGGACAGAAGAAUAAGUGAAGCUGAAAAGAGUAUAGCAGAACUGGACAGCAAAGAAGAAAUCAGCCAACUCACAGAAGGGGACAUCGAACUUAGGAGAAGUAGCUUCCUUACUCUAUGGAAGAAUAUGAGAAUCAAAGAGAGCAUGCUGCAACAGAAAUCAAGAAAGGUGUGGUUGAAAGAAGGGGAUGCAAACACAAAAUUUUUCCACAGAAGUGUGAAGGGCAGAUGGAGAAGAAACGAAAUUAAUAGCAUCCAAAUCAAUGGGGAGCAAUACAGAGGUGUGGCAGAAAUCAGAGAGGGCAUGCUAAGGUAUUUUAAGGGGCUGUUUACAGAAGAAAUGUGGCAAAGACCAAAGCUUGACGGAAUAAGCUUUAGACAACUAGAUGAGAAGGAUAAUGAUCUCCUUAUGGCAAAAUUCACUGAAGAAGAUAUUCAAAAUGCAGUGUGGGAUUGUGACUCGUCAAAGUCUCCGGGCCCGGAUGGUUUCAACUUCAAAUUCAUAAAAACAAUGUGGGAGGAAAUAAAGCAGGAUGUUAUUGGGUUCGUACAGGAAUUUCAGGAGCAGGGCAAAUUAGUAAGAGGCUCAAAUUCCUCCUUCAUAACUCUAAUCCCGAAGGUCGAAAACCCCCAAAGAAUUGAAGAGUACAGGCCAAUAUCACUCAUCGGAGCAAUGUAUAAGAUUCUAGCAAAGCUAUUAGCAAAUCGCCUCAGGAAAGUACUUGACAAGAUCAUAGGGGAGCAACAGAUGGCGUUUAUAGAAGGCAGACAGCUGAUGGACGGAGUGGUGAUUGCAAACGAGGUCAUAGACGAAGCGAAAAGGAGGGGACUAAAAAGCUUUUUAUUCAAAGUCGAUUUUGAAAAAGCUUAUGACAAGGUGAGCUGGGAUUUUGUUGACUAUAUGCUUAUGAGGACGGGAUUCACAGUUAAAUGGAGAAAGUGGGUAAGGGAAUGCUUGCAAUCGAGUAUGAUCUCCAUCCUUGUGAAUGGAAGCCCCACAAAGCAAUUCUCGGUCAACAAAGGAAUAAGACAAGGCGACCCCCUUUCGCCUUUUCUAUUCUUACUAGUGGCAGAAGGUUUGAAUGGGUUAAUGCAAUCUGCGGUGGAGAAAAACUUGUUCAAAGGGGUGAGGAUCGGUAAUGGAAAUUUAGCAGUAUCUCAUCUCCAGUUUGCCGAUGAUACAUUAUUCUUCGGGGAGGCUUCGGAUGAAAACAUACAAGUAGUCAAAUGCAUUUUGAGGACUUUCGAACUUGCUUCGGGGUUGAAAAUCAACUUUGGUAAAAGUCAGUUAAUGGAGAUUGGAACUGAGGAGGGCUGGAAGGAGAGAAUGGCUUGGAAAUUGUGCUGCAAAGAAGGAGAUCUACCAUUCAAGUAUCUGGGAAUACCAGUAGGAGGGAAUCACAGAAAGUUAGCAUUGUGGAAGCCAUUGUUGGAGUCUUUCAAGAAGAAAUUAGCUAGCUGGAAAGGCCAAAACUUAUCCCUAGGAGGUCGGAUCACGCUCUUGAACUCGGUGUUGUCCAGUUUACCUGUGUAUCUAAUGUCGGCCUACAAAAUCCCCAAAGGUAUUCUUUAUUCCUUAGAUAAAAUACGUAGGAAUUUUUUAUGGGGAGGGUUGGGGGAGGAGAAGAAAAUUAAAUGGGUUAGCUGGGAGAGGGUGUGUAGGAAGAAGGAGUGUGGAGGCCUGGGAGUGAAGGAUCUAAGGAAGUUUAAUAUGGCGUUGAUGGGAAAAUGGUGGGGACGGUUAGCGAAAGGGGAAGAGGGGCUUUGGGGGAAAGUUAUAAGGGGAAAAUAUGGAGGUAACGGGGGUCAGUGGCUGGAAUGGGUGAGAGAUGGAAGAAGAGUAGGAUCACUUUGGUGGAGAGACCUUCAAAGUCUCAAUGUGGGGGAGGACGGGAACGAGGGAUGGUUGACGGAGGGGUUUAGAAUAAAGAUAGGUGAAGGGAAAGGUGUGAGUUUUUGGUGGGAUGAAUGGUGUGGAGAGAAUUGCCUAGCGAACAUAUAUCCUAGAUUGUAUAUACUGUCAACAGGGAAGGAAAAAGAUUGUCAGCAAAUGGGAGAGAAUCAUAACGGCACAUGGCAGUGGAACAUGACAUGGAGAAGGGCCCUGUUUCAGUGGGAGGAGGAGGCUGAAAAGGAACUGCAGAAGACAAUCGAAAAAGUCAAAAUCUCCCCAGGUUGUGCAGAUAAAUGGGAGUGGAUCCACAGCGCAGAUGGACAAUACUCAACGACAACAGCUUAUGCAGUACUAACAAAACAAAGGAAGGAAGAGGAUGAGGAGAAAAUAUUCAAGAGAGUAUGGAACCCAACCAUCCCAACAAAAGUAGCUGCAUUCAACUGGAGGGUAUUAAUUGAUAGAAUCCCAACUAGGACUAAUUUGUUCAAACGGGGAAUCAUAAAAGAAUUGGAAGAAAGGAAAUGCGCCUUGUGUAUGGAAGAAAAGGAAGAUUCAAGCCAUUUGUUUUUGAACUGCAGUGUAGCUAAGUGGCUGUGGAAAGCUUGUACAAAGUGGUGGGGAGUCAAAACAGUCUUACAAAAUGAAUGCUGGCCAACAUUUCAACACUUGGGAGCAUGGACAAAAAAGCCAUACAAAAAGGAAGGUUGGGACUGUAUAUGGAAUGCAAUGUUAUGGACUGUGUGGAUGGCGCGUAGCAAAAAGAUUUUCGACAAUGCAGAGGUAAACUUGAUUAAGCUUUUUGAACUUAUUCAAUUAAGGUCUUUUGCUUGGAUUAAAGCUAGGAAACCCAAGUGUUACUUCAAUCUAUCAGACUGGUUAAUUAACCCUGCCUCUUGCCUUCAUAAAGCAUAGUAGGAUAUGUUUGAAAGAGGGUAGUAACACUGAAGAGAUUGUAAUUUGUUCUUGGAAAUGGGUUAGAGUACCCCUUGUACUCAAGUUAUUAAUAUAACUCUAUUAGCUGU